Messenger RNA from Jatropha curcas, 742 nucleotides. RefSeq names its product photosystem I subunit G (gene PSAG). Gene Ontology annotation, biological process: photosynthesis. The record is from RefSeq and is a predicted model, not a curated record. NCBI's taxonomy places the organism in Eukaryota, Viridiplantae, Streptophyta, Magnoliopsida, Malpighiales, Euphorbiaceae. Gene Ontology annotation, cellular component: photosystem I; chloroplast thylakoid membrane.
UCUUUAUCCUCCUCCUCCUCCUCCACCACCACCUCCACUAUACAAAUCUCAUCCUAAAUUUUCAAAACCUCCAACUCCAACAUCACCAGCACCACCAAUGGCAACGUCCACCUUAUUUUUCACACCCACCAUCCAAAACCACCACCAGACCAAUAUUUCCCCAUCCAAUGUCUCUUUCCAAGGCCUUAGACCUCUCCCCCUAACCAAAGCCACCAAGAAGCUCACAACCACCACCGCCACCAACCCAAGAAAGAACUUGGCCAUCAAAGCAGAGCUUAGUGCACCACUUGUUAUAAGCCUAAGCACAGGGCUCUCUCUUUUUCUUGGUAGGUUCGUUUUCUUUAACUUCCAAAGAGAAAACGUAGCAAAACAAGGCUUGCCGGAGCAAAAUGGAGUUACCCAUUUUGAGGCAGGAGAUGUUAGGGCUAAAGAAUAUGUUAGCCUUCUAAAAUCAAACGAUCCUGUUGGUUUUAAUAUUGUUGAUGUUCUUGCUUGGGGUUCUAUUGGUCAUAUUGUUGCUUAUUAUAUCUUGGCUACCACAAGCAAUGGCUAUGAUCCCAAGUUUUUUUAAUUUUGCUGCGUAACUUUCUUUGUAUAGUAGCGAUCCAAUGUUUUUAAAUUUCUUUUUCUUUUUUUCAUGGAAAAGUUUAAGGUUUGGAUUGGUUAAGUGUUAUUCAUGGUUGUAACCUUUUGUGAUAUUUGAUCUAUUGAAGCUUGGAAUUUAAGAUCAAUUUUAAUGCCU